UCGGCCGCGAAAUCGAAACUGCAAGUGCCAGGAAGAAGUGCAUCGAGGACGAGGACGAGCAAGGAAGCCUUACGUUGCUGCUACUGCUGCCAUAGACUGCGGCGGCUUAGUUGAGUGGUCACCCGGCGCUGAUAAGAUGCUGUCGGUAGUGCCCUUCCUCAUGCUGGUGGCACUAGCGGCCCCGCAAGCUAGUCGGUUCCGUGCCGACUUCCCGGGACCGUACUGUGCGUCACGGAAGUACGAUAGCUGCUGCCGGGAUCGUCAGGAUGGUUGCUCACAGCCCAUUUCGACUACACUCUGCUACUGUGACCAGUUUUGUGAUAGGGGCGAACAUGGUGAUUGCUGCCCGGACUACGAAGAGGUGUGCCUAGGAAUCCAGCCGCCCGAAAACAGACCCUCGUGUCUGCACAAGAAGCACUACUUCACACCCUACGAUGCGCCCGUAGUCGACAACUGCAACACCUGUAAGUGCAAUCUGGACGGAACGGUAACGUGCACGGAUAAUUUGUGCCUGGUGGAUGACGAUCUGCUGCGACAAUUGCACCACCUCGAACGCACGGUGGGCUGGAAGGCGGGCAACUACAGCGAGUGGUGGGGCCGAACGUACGACGACGGCAAGGUGCUUCGCCUGGGCACGUUCCAGCCAAAGUUCCUGGUGAAGGCCAUGAAACGGUUGACCAACAAGGGAGGCCCUCUGCCGAGUCAGUUCGACGCCAGCGAGCACUGGCCAGGACUCAUCAAUGGAGCGCGUGACCAAGGCUGGUGUGGCUCGUCCUGGGCAUUCUCGACGACAACCAUGGCGUCCGAUCGGUUCGCUAUACUCUCGAAGGGCCGCGAACUGGUCCAGUUGGCCCCGCAGCAGAUGCUGGCCUGCGUCCGGGGUCAGCAAAGAUGCAACGGUGGCCACCUGGACAAGGCCUGGCAGUACCUGCGUAAAGUGGGAGUGGUGAACGAAGAAUGCCACCCGUACGUGGCAGCCAAGAACGAGUGCAAAAUCAAUGCGGACGAUACGCUCGUCAGCGCGGGAUGUGAGCUGCCGAUCCACGUGAACCGCACCGCCUUGUACCGAAUGGGCCCAGCGUACAGUCUGAACAACGAGACCGACAUCAUGACCGAAAUCAAGGAACGUGGCACUGUACAGGCCAUUCUGCGAGUUUAUCGAGACUUCUUCUCCUACAAGAGUGGCGUCUACCGCCAUUCGGUGGCCUCCACACCGGCCGAGGAACGGUCGGGGUAUCACUCGGUGCGGCUGAUUGGUUGGGGCGAGGAUCGCGUCGGUUACGAGGUGGUGAAGUAUUGGAUUGCUAUUAACUCGUGGGGCCCCUGGUGGGGAGAGAAUGGCCGGUUCCGCAUCCUGCGCGGUGCCAACGAGUGCGACAUCGAGAGCUACGUUCUUGCCUCGAACCCCUACGUUCACGAGCACGUCCAGACGGUACGCAAGGUGGGAGGACUGCAGGAAAUGAUCGUCAGCACGGGCUACGAACCGCAUCCAUCCCGUCAGCGCAACUAUCCGAGGCACCGAAGUGGCUAAACUGGGGCUUCCACAAACGACAAGAAGUGCCCCGUGUCCCAAAAGUUUCUCAGACAACUCGCACGCCCGGCCCGGCUGUUUGGUACCCGAUAUCCCGAUAUUUCCCCCCCCCCCAUUUUCCCCGUUAUACUAGCUGUGAAGCUGCAGGCAGUAUUAAAGGACGACGACGGUACGAUGAGCGUGAAACGACGGCCGACAAGUAAUGGGAAGAGCAAAAACAAGUAGUUUAUCCCUGCUUGGACCCCUUUUAGGAUUACAUUUCGCAGAAAUGAGUUGAGAUAGUGACGUAGAAGACAAAAUUGCAAGCCAAAGCGACUAGCUUUUCGAAAGGCCGCAGCGUGAAACUUAAAGCUACCCAGCGCUAAAAACACACUCCUGCCCUGCACUUAACCAAAACUGCUUUCGAUGGUGUUCAUUGUACGAAAAAAAAAGAAAACAAACAAAUUGUUUAAUGUUUUAUGAAAACGUCAUCUAUUGUUUUUGUGUAGCAUAACUAACUGUAUAGGGAGUUCCACGAUCCCCACAUAUCGAUGGGCGACGUUUUAGAUGGGAGAACUUUUUUGUUUGCUAUAUUUAACAUUGAUCUUUCGUUUAUAUCAAUUUCUUUUGAGUAAAUUGCUCUCAUAAAUUGGAUCGGAUCCGUUUUGCGAAACCAAUGGAUCCCUCUCUAUCUCUGUCGACAAAAAUGUGCCAAAAAGGAUGUAACGAGAUCAUAUUUUUGUCACAGUGUCUCCCCACUUUGGCCCAUCUUUCUGUGCCACUCGUUAGGAUUAUGCUGUUUGUUUUUUAAGUUUUCAAAAAAAAAAUUGUCUAUAUUUAAUGAUAUUAAUGUCAUUUAUUCACUAUACCUAUGUAAUAACGAUGAUUAUACAAUAAAUGGAAUUAAACCGGA
Anopheles bellator is the source of this 2423-nucleotide messenger RNA. RefSeq lists its product as uncharacterized. Bases 137 to 1531 code for a protein of 464 amino acids. Gene Ontology annotation, molecular function: cysteine-type peptidase activity. Lineage: Eukaryota; Metazoa; Arthropoda; Insecta; Diptera; Culicidae. The transcript is spliced from 8 exons. The record is from RefSeq and is a predicted model, not a curated record. Gene Ontology annotation, cellular component: lysosome. Gene Ontology annotation, biological process: proteolysis.